AUGAAAUUAUUCAACGACACAGAUGGUCAUUCAAAAUUAAAUUUGACUUCAAAUCAAUUAAAGGACAUGGAAAAGUUUGUAGUGACAGUGACAGUUAAACAAAGUUCUAGAAAAGGCGUAAAACAGUUUGAUCAUGAGAUAAUGAAAAUUAACGUGGAUUCUUGUAAAAUAUCUAAAGGGGCUUUCCGAAAUUUUUUUAUAAACGCUGUUUAUGAUGCAAUUAAAGAGGUUUCAAACUUCAGAUUGUCAUGUCCACAACUUAAAGGAAAUUUUUAUACUAGAAAUUUACCCAUGAUCGACAAUUUUCCAUUUUCAGAAAAGUUUCUAAUGGAAAGAUCUACUGGAGAUUUUGAAAUCUCUUCUGUUAUUCGAGGAAAACCAUACAAUAUGAAAAAAUCCGACAAUGUCUGUAAUCAGUUUUGUAAUUGA
Messenger RNA from Clunio marinus, 429 nucleotides. The record is from the annotation of a GenBank genome assembly. NCBI's taxonomy places the organism in Eukaryota, Metazoa, Arthropoda, Insecta, Diptera, Chironomidae.